GGGCCGGAGCGCAGCGGAGAGGUUAGCGCGCCCGCCCCAGCCCGAGUCCCGCCGCCGCCGCCGCGCCAUGGAGCCCGACAACAGCCCGCGGAAGAUCCAGUUCACCGUCCCGCUGCUGGAGCCGCACCUGGACCCCGAGGCGGCCGAGCAGAUCCGGAGGCGCCGCCCCACCCCUGCCACCCUUGUGCUGACCAGUGACCAGUCAUCCCCAGAGAUAGAUGAAGAUCGGAUCCCCAACCCUCUUCUCAAGUCCACUCUGUCGAUGUCCCCAAGGCAACGGAAGAAGACGACACGCACCACACCCACAAUGAAAGAACUCCAGACAAUGGUUGAGCAUCACCUGGGGCAACAGAAGCAAGGAGAGGAGCCUGAGGGAGCUGCUGGAAGCACAGAGACUAGUGAGUCCUGCCCACCUGGGAUCCCAGACACAGGAGCCGCGUCAACGCUGGGCACCUCUGGGACAGCACAAAAGCCUGCAGAAGCCACCACCCCCAAGAUUAGGGAGUGCUGCACUGCAGAACCCAACUCAGAGGACCCUUCAUCCCAGAUGCCACCACUGGGUUCCCACGGAGCCGACUCGGUCUGAGAGGAGGAGGUAUCCUGGGAUUGCCACUGCGAUUUGCAACACGUGGACACUGGAUGUUUCUAAUUUCUUCACUUUUGAGGAAAAGAAACCCUGUUUUUAAAAAGUGAUAAAUUUAAAAAAAAAAGUGAUAAAUUUGAUGUUA
Jaculus jaculus (lesser Egyptian jerboa) is the source of this 728-nucleotide messenger RNA. It is a transcript of the gene Ppp1r1a, whose product is annotated as protein phosphatase 1 regulatory inhibitor subunit 1A. The transcript has 7 exons. NCBI's taxonomy places the organism in Eukaryota, Metazoa, Chordata, Mammalia, Rodentia, Dipodidae. Gene Ontology annotation, biological process: intracellular signal transduction. Gene Ontology annotation, cellular component: cytoplasm. Gene Ontology annotation, molecular function: protein phosphatase inhibitor activity. The coding region runs from base 68 to 586 and encodes 172 amino acids. The record is from RefSeq and is a predicted model, not a curated record.